Messenger RNA from Zonotrichia leucophrys gambelii, 3594 nucleotides. RefSeq names its product merlin-like. Gene Ontology annotation, cellular component: cytoskeleton; adherens junction; filopodium. NCBI's taxonomy places the organism in Eukaryota, Metazoa, Chordata, Aves, Passeriformes, Passerellidae. The record is from RefSeq and is a predicted model, not a curated record. Gene Ontology annotation, molecular function: integrin binding; actin binding. Gene Ontology annotation, biological process: positive regulation of early endosome to late endosome transport; regulation of gliogenesis; regulation of hippo signaling. The transcript is spliced from 18 exons. Bases 642 to 2588 code for a protein of 648 amino acids.
CCUGCCUCAGCUUCCCUGUAAUCUCUAAAGAAAAUAUUCCAUACCUGUUUCACCUCAAAAAAACACUUCCAAAUCUAUUUCACCUCAAAAAAACACUUCCAUAUCUAUUUCCCCUCCUAUUUAACCCCUCAAAAUUUGUGGGAGGGUGGCACAAACAAAGUAAGUGGAAAAACCAAUACAUUUCAAGCCAAUUUAGAGCUGUUAGAAAAAAAAAAAAAACAAACCAAAAUAUUUUAUGAAAUCCUGGAAGGUGCAGGCAAAUGGAAAUUUUCAGUUUCAGCUAGAGCUUUAUUUUGGAAUUCCUCAAGGGGAGUUUGGAAUUCUGCCACACUGUAAUGGUUUUGUGUUGCAGGAAACCAGGAAUGCCUCAGUCUCUUGCCCUGUGCAGUUCACAGAUUCUCACUACAUUAUGCAAGACUGACCUGUUAAUUUUAUAAAGUAAAAAGAAGCAAAAACCUUUACAGGCUGAUUUCCUGUGCUCAGAAAGAAAUGCCUGGGAACUGCCUGGAGCAGAUUCACACCUUCAUUUAACUCCAGCUUUCAAUAUUUGCUUUCCACAAGGCUCUUGUGCCUGUGGAAGCAGCAUCUCCUCAACUUUUUGGGUGGCAUGGAGGUGUGGCUGCCCUCAUCAGCUGAAAAAUAUGUCCAUCAGAGGCCUGAAGAAGAAACAACCAAAGACUUUUAAAGUCAGAAUUAUAACAGUGGAUGCUGAGAUGGAGUUCAGCUGUGAGAUGAAGUGGAAGGGAAAGGAUUUGUUUGACCUGGUGUGCCGAGCCCUUGGUUUAAGGGAGACCUGGUUCUUUGGCUUGCAGUACACAAUUAAAGGAAUGUGCACCUGGUUAAAGAUGGACAAAAAGGUUUUAGAUCAAGAAAUCCCCAAAGAAGAUCCCAUUAGCUUUCAUUUUUUGGCUAAAUUCUACCCAGAGAAGGUAGAAGAGGAACUCUUACAGGAAAUUACCCAGCAUUUAUUCUUCCUUCAGGUGAAGAAGCAGAUCCUGGAUGAGGAAAUCUAUUGCUCACCAGAAGCUACAGUUCUGCUGGCUUCUUAUGCUGUUCAGGCCAAGUAUGGUGACUACGACCCAAAUUUCCACGAGCCAGGCUUUCUAGCCCAUGAUGAGCUGCUGCCCAAAAGGGUGCUCAGGCAGUACCAGCUGACAGCAGAGAUGUGGGAAGAGAAAAUCACUGCUUGGUAUGCAGAGCACAGGGGUAUUGCCAGGGAUGAAGCUGAGAUGAACUAUCUGAAAAUUGCCCAAGACUUGGAAAUGUAUGGUGUCAAUUAUUUCCCAAUUGCUCAAAACAAAAACCACACAGAUCUCCUGCUUGGAGUUGAUGCCAAAGGUAUUCAUAUCUACAGCAUUAAUAACAGGUUCUCCCCCAAUAAAUCCUUUGAGUGGAGCUCUAUCAGAAACAUUUCCUGUAGUGAGAAAGAGUUAACUAUUAAACCCCUUGACAAAAAAGCAGAAGUCUUCAAGUUCUUCUCCUCUCAGCUCAAAGUGAACAAACUGAUUUUCCAGUUGUGCAUUGGAAACCACGACCUAUUUAUGAGGAGGAGAAAAGUGGACUCCAUAGAGAUCCAGCAAAUGAAAGCACAAGCCAGGGAAGAAAAAGCUAGAAAAAAGAUGGAGAACCAGAGGCUGGCCAGGGAGAAGCAGCUCAGGGAAGAAGCUGAGAGAGCCAAAGAGGAGCUGGAGAGGCGCCUUUUCCAGCUGGAAGAUGAAGCCAGGCAGGCCAACGAGGCUCUGCUGCGAUCCCAGGAAGCAGCAGAGCUGCUGGCUGAGAAAGCCCAGAUUGCAGAGGAAGAGGCCAAGCUGCUGGCCCAGAACGCUGCAGAGGCCGAGCAGGAGCGCCAGAGGCUGGAGAUCACAGCCCUGAAGAGCAAGGAGGAGAAGCGGCUGAUGGAGCAGAAGAUGCGGGAGGCGGAGCUGAUCGCCGUGAAGCUGGUGAAGGAGUCGGACAGGAGAGCCAAGGAAGCAGAGCACCUGAAGCAAGACCUGCACGAGGCCCGCGAGGCCGAACGCAAAGCCAAGCAGAAGCUCUCAGACAUAACCAGGCUUAAUUAUCCUCACAUGGCCAAGUACCCCCAGUACUCCCCAGGUGACAGCAGAGAUGCCAACUUUGACAAAGGCUCCAUCAAGCUGGAUUUGAAGGACAUCGACCUCAAGAGACUCUCCUUUGAGAUAGAGAGAGAGAGGCUGGACUACUUAGAAAACAGCAGGAAAUUCGAAGAUCGGCUGAAAGAACUGAAAUCUGAAAUUCAUGCUCUGAAGCUGGAGGAAAAACAGGCUGGGCUUUACAGUCACUGGAAUGAAGUCCUGGGCUCCUUGGAUCGCUCCUUGGGAAGUGCCCCAUCAUGGAUGAAAACCUUGGAAACUGGAGAUGCAGUGGAUGUAAAUCUUCAAAGACCUUUCCCUGCUUACUUGUUAAACACUGCAAGCAGCUGGCCCUGCACCAACAAAAUUCAGCACAUGGUGCCAGUGGAAAAGUCAUCUUCCCAAGCCAAUUCCCUGGCUGCCAACAGUGUGGGCACAGGAACCAGAAAACAGAUCAUAAAGGUUCAGCAGCAUGACUCAGAUGUGAUCUACAUUUGAAGCCCCUCAUUUCCUUGCCAGCCUGGUGGGACUGGUGGCCUUUUUGCCUCUGUGGGGACACUUGGGCAGCUCUGGCUGCUGCCAGCUGUGAGGGACAAGGCACUGUGGAUCCAGAGCUGCCAUCCAGCUCCCAGGCAGGUGCCAUCAGCUGGGAAUGCCACAGGUGCCCCCAGUGUGGCUGGGAGCAGUGCAAAGCCAGAGGAAAUGUUGUUUAUUGCCUGUGCACUUUGGAAAGGACUCUUCACACUUUGCUAAAGCCCUUCCUCCCCCAGGUGCUUCAGCUUUGCUGCUGGAGGAAGGAUGUGAGGCAGCAAGUGCCCAGGAGGUGUUUGGGAUGAGAAAACAGAACACAGGCUUGGUGUUUAUCUCCACAACAGACUAAUUAUGGUUUUGGUCCAGUCCCUGGGACAUGACUCCCACAGAGCUGCUUAACGUUUCAAUGUUUGCCUGCCAAGUAUUUUCCUUCUCCUCCCCAAACAUUUCUUGGUUCACUUAAUUGAUUUGCAUUUCUCUGUGAGAAAUCUCAGCUUUUAAUUCCAGAUGCACAAGUGGACAUCUUCAAGUACCUCCCAUUCCUGGGGGAAUCCUUUGUUUGGAAUGCAGAGCUUCUGUUCUUCCAGUCCCUGACCAGAUCAAGCAUUUUCUGCUCGAGCAAACUGUGCAUACAUUAACUGCCUUCCCACUUGUGUGCAGCACAGCUCCCAAAUUAGACAAGGACAAAAGAUGCUGUUGGUGUCUGCUAGAGUGGGACUUGUUUCUGGUGGAGAGAGGUGCAUGCAGCAAAGUGCCUGCCUCAUUAGUAAAGCCCACUUGCAUUUUCUGGCUUUGUGUGUGUUUAAGUGUCUGCUUCUCCAUAAAUCUUCACUCUGAGGACUUCUGGGGAAGCAGACAACAUUCAACUGCAGCUGAAGCAGGAGCCCAGCUGAACUUGUGACGUGUGACUUAAAAAUGAACGGUAAUGUUGUUAAAUGUCUUGUUCUAAAAGCUGAGAUUAAAGAAUAAACCA